Molecule: messenger RNA, 1502 nt
Organism: Labeo rohita (rohu)
Lineage: Eukaryota; Metazoa; Chordata; Actinopteri; Cypriniformes; Cyprinidae
Product: regulation of nuclear pre-mRNA domain-containing protein 1B
Exons: 3
Biological process (GO): mRNA 3'-end processing
Cellular component (GO): RNA polymerase II, holoenzyme
Molecular function (GO): RNA polymerase II complex binding
Source: RefSeq, a predicted model, not a curated record
ACGGAGGAGCUGGUGAAAGCGCUGCAGGAUCUUGAAAACGCUGCGUCCGGUGAUGCUGCCGUGAGACAGAAGAUCGCAUCACUGCCACAGGAAGUGCAGGAUGUUUCUCUUCUUGAAAAGAUCACAGAUAAACAGGCGGCAGAUAAGUUGUCAAAGACAGUGGACGAGGCCUGUCUGCUGCUGGCCGAGUAUAACGGACGUCUGGCAGCUGAGUUAGAGGACAGGAGACAACUGGCCCGAAUGCUGACAGAAUACAUACAGAGCCAGAGAGAAGCGCUCAACGAGAGGGAGAAGAAACUGGAGGAAUACAAGCAGAAACUGGCCCGCGUCACACAAGUGAGGAAAGAGCUCAAGUCUCACAUCCAGAGUCUUCCAGACCUUUCUCUCCUACCGAACGUCACCGGCGGUCUCGCUCCUCUCCCGUCCGCUGGAGAUCUGUUUUCCACUGACUGAACAUCUCUAUGAGACUCACAGUCCUGUACGAUCAGACACUGGGUUCCUCCUCACUGACAGAAACAUCAGUAAUGGAGCGAGUGAUGAAGAUCUGCUGUCACCAGCUCAGCUUUUCACACACGUUUGUUUUUCAUUAGUUCUCAUGUCAGCUAAAUCUCACCGAGAUCAAACCCGCCAGUCGAUCCGUCAUUAAACCAGACUCAAGCGUGGAGAUUUUAUUUUGAUGUGACUUUGCUGUGGAAAGCAACUCCCUUUGCUUUGUCUUAUGUUUGUAGGUUUAUAGUUUUACUGCUCCGAGUUUAAUUUAGCUUCAUUUUGGUUUUGGAAGAAACUAAACAUGAGGAUUCAGUUUUAAACACCUCACUGCUGAGUUUGUUAUAACAAGAGAAAUUAAUUAGAAACUUAUGCCCAUCAUUAAACUGUGAUAUAUUUUGGUUACAGACCUGACCUGCUUUUCUUUAAAUGAUUUUGCUGAUAAAUACAACAGAUUUCCUGAUAUUUGUGAGAAGAAUACAGUGUGAUUGCAUUCUCUUCUAUGGUCACUGUAUGUUUACAGUGUCUCUCAUUAAAUACGACACAUUUAACAACAAUUUUUUUUAUACAAGUGAAUCUUUUGGAUUUCAUUGAAUGGAUUGCUGUAUUAUCAGAGGAACAUGUAAAUGAGAUUGUAUGAAGCAUCUGUGAAACAUAAGUGGCCAAACUGUUCAAAACAUUUGUUUAAUUCACAGAUUAGUGGAACCUAUUUAUGUUUAUGCUGUUGAUCACCACCAAAACAAACCAUCAAACACAAAGAAUACAAAAGUGAAGCUUUUUCUAGGUUUCUUGUAAUUCAUCAUUCAAAUCAGCGACAUUGUUUAGCUAAAAAAAAAGCCAUUUUGUCUACAUUAAUGGCUCAUAUCUAUAUCAAAUUUUAAAGACUUCCUGCCAUUUACUUUACUUUCUGGACCCCAUUUAGUUUAAUGGCUCAGGUACCAGUGAGUUGUUUGUGACAACAUGGAUUGCUAUUCAUCUUUUGAAGCAUAAAGAAUAAACUCAUUCUCUUGGUAGUA